Dendronephthya gigantea is the source of this 1197-nucleotide messenger RNA. RefSeq names its product DNA replication complex GINS protein SLD5-like. Bases 8 to 679 code for a protein of 223 amino acids. Gene Ontology annotation, cellular component: GINS complex. Gene Ontology annotation, biological process: DNA-templated DNA replication; double-strand break repair via break-induced replication. NCBI's taxonomy places the organism in Eukaryota, Metazoa, Cnidaria, Anthozoa, Malacalcyonacea, Nephtheidae. The transcript is spliced from 8 exons. The record is from RefSeq and is a predicted model, not a curated record.
AUCAAAGAUGGCGGAAAGCGAGGAGCGGGAAUCCUUCUCGGAGAUUUUAAAUGAAUCCGAGGUAAACGAAGAUGACGAAGAAGAAGUCACUGCUGCUGAAGUAUUGGAGCGGUUGGAACAGGCUUGGUUGAAUGAAAAGUUCGCUCCAGAGCUUUUGGAGAGCAAAGUGGAACUUGUUGAGUGUAUGCUUGACCAGAUUAAAGAAAUGGAGGAAAACCUAAAAGAGGCUGAAAAAGGAGACUUAGCUGGAUCACUUCAUCGGCUAGAGAUUCAAAGAAUAAGAUAUGUCAUUAGCAGCUAUUUAAAAAUCCGACUGAAAAAGAUUGAGAAGUAUGCAUUUCAUAUUAUGGAACCAUCACUUGACAAAACGGAUUACAUUUCGCAUCUGUCUGCAGAAGAACAUGUUUAUGCCAAAGAGUAUUGUAAAAAUGUUGAAGAUCUUUUGAAAUCACUGGCACUUGACCACAUGCCACCAAAUCUGAGCAGUUUAGAUAAGAAGAAAUCAGUUCCUCAGCCAAACCUGGACAGUUAUUUAUUCAUGAAGGUUCUCCAACCUCAAGAUCAGGUGGAGCUCGACCCCGAUGAUCAGCCAGCAGAUUUGGAAGUAGGAGCACAGCAUCUGGUUCGAUACAGCGUCAUCGCGCCUCUCUUGGAAAAAGGCGCCGUGGCUCUGAUAUGAUAUCAUAUGAUAUGACUUUUCUUCAGUCUAACUACACUAACAGAGAGAAGUCACAUCCUCGCAACACCAUUCUGAAAUUUCUUUUUUACAAAGUACUUUCUCACAAGAGCUAAAUAAGACAUGAUAUUUUGCGUUUUUUCGAGACAUGUUUCCAGUGGGAAUUUAAACGCAGUACAGGCUUCGUUUCUGCGAGUACGUUCCAGUACAUAUAUAACAUCCAUCGACGCCAGUCAGGCAUUACGAGUUGCAAGAAGAGUAAGGAAGGUUACGUCUAAAAAUCAUCAUUAUUAUGGCCUGACAGGAGAAACUCACGUUGAAAUACAUUGCAUUACAAACACGACUAAUUUGUUGUAUGUAAAAAAAAGCCAGGAAUGUUUUUCUCAUGUGAAUUAUUAAAAAAAUAAUACGAGUAUUGGUGUAUUUUUAUUCCAAUUAUAGUAGGCUAGAAGUCCACUAGAAAUUUUUGCAAGCUUUCAUCUAAUCCUCGUUCUAGACUACCUUAAAUGGACUUCCCGCAA